GCGUUAGGUGUGGCUGGAGCGGCUUGGGAUGCGAGGUGGGCGGGGGGCGGGCUGAAAGUUGGAGCAAGCAGGAAGUGAACCGAGGGCUGCCGGGGAGGAAACAGGCGAGGCGACUUCUGCUGUGGACGGGUCUGAGCUGCUGGGAGACAUGGAGGAGGCCAGUGGAGGUGGAGGAAAUGACCGAGUGCGGAACCUUCAGAGUGAGGUGGAGGGCGUCAAGAAUAUCAUGACCCAGAACGUGGAGCGGAUCCUGGCCCGAGGAGAAAACCUGGACCACCUCCGCAACAAGACAGAGGAUCUGGAGGCCACAUCCGAGCACUUCAAGACGACCUCGCAGAAGGUGGCUCGGAAGUUCUGGUGGAAGAACGUCAAGAUGAUUGUCGUCAUCUGCGUGAUCGUGUCUAUCCUCAUCAUUGUCAUCGUGCUCCUUGCCACUGGUGUCAUCCAUUGAGUAGCUUAGGGAGCCCUUCCCAGCCCGCCCCUUUCUUUGGGGGCAUCCCUCCAUGAUGGGUGCCAAGAGGGGCCCCCUCUCCUGUCAUCUCCCACAGGAAUGCUGCUUGGUCCUCCUGCCCCUCUGCCACUUCGUAUGCUCCAGGGAGCACCUCGGUCCUCCAGCAGGAGAGAGCUGGACUGUGGCUGCUUUUCACAGACCGUAGAGUGGGUUGAGGUGACCAGAGGGCCCAGCGUGUGGCUGGGAAACUGUUGGUGGGUGGCAGGCAAUAAAGACCUUUCAGUAUC
This is a messenger RNA of Tupaia belangeri chinensis (Chinese tree shrew), 738 nucleotides long. It is a transcript of the gene VAMP8, whose product is annotated as vesicle associated membrane protein 8. The record is from RefSeq and is a predicted model, not a curated record. The coding region runs from base 149 to 451 and encodes 100 amino acids. The transcript has 3 exons. Gene Ontology annotation, biological process: vesicle-mediated transport. Lineage: Eukaryota; Metazoa; Chordata; Mammalia; Scandentia; Tupaiidae. Gene Ontology annotation, cellular component: membrane.